Messenger RNA from Leptopilina boulardi, 1437 nucleotides. RefSeq lists its product as uncharacterized. The record is from RefSeq and is a predicted model, not a curated record. The coding region runs from base 135 to 1295 and encodes 386 amino acids. The transcript is spliced from 5 exons. NCBI's taxonomy places the organism in Eukaryota, Metazoa, Arthropoda, Insecta, Hymenoptera, Figitidae.
AAAUUCAGUCUUGUCUUGUAGAAAUACCAGAACUAUGUUCUGUUUAUAGAUGUGCUUUUAUGUUUUGGAGUUCUGAAAUUUGUCUCCAGUAAUAUCUGAUAUUAAAUAAAAAAAAUUUAACGUAAUACAGAGCAAUGUCCGACAUUGACGCAAAAGUAAACAUGUCUCUUGAUGAGAUCAUAAAGUUGGAGAAAAAGAAAAAAAAGAGCAGAGUAACUAAUGUAAAAGCAGGAGCGAAGAAAUUUCGUGGUGUGAAACCACGAAUUGAAGGUGGUAAUCAAAGACCAAACAGACAAAAUAAAGCUCAAUUUAAAAAACUUUUAUCAUGGAAGCAAGCAUCUAGUAAACUUCGUGGAGGUUUUAUCAGAAAAAGAUAUAAUAAAAAAGGUGGUUUAAUUAGAUCUCGUAGUAACUUAACUUUGAACCGUAAUUACAAAACAAAUACCAGAGAUGGAUUCACUCUAAAUCGAGGAUUUGGAACUAAAAGAAGAUCUGCAGACAAUAGACUUGGAUUAAAUCGUAACAAUAGUCAAGCAAAUUUACCUUUUAGAAAUAGCGGAUUUGUUAUUAAUCGAAGCACUUUGAAAAGGAAUUCUAACAGAAUGUCUAAUUUAAGAGAUCCUAAUUCAGUAUACAACCGAUUAGGAUACCAAAGUCCAGCACAAAUUGCGUACCGUAACAGAGUCAAAAGAGCUAAACAGCUUUUACUACAGCGACAAAAUCAAAGAAUGAAUUUACAAAAUGAAUUCAAGAUGGGAGGAGGUGUAAAGUCUUUGAGAUCACUUCAACAAAGAGCCUUAGAGCGCAGACAACAAAUUCUCACAUCUCAACAUCGAUUUAAUAUUGGUGGAUUAAGAUCUGAUCAAAUAGUACGAGCACAAAGACGUCAGCAAUAUGAACAGAAGCUGUUAAGACUUAAUUCUUCCCAGAUGAAUGCCAAUUCAAACGUGAAUUUCACUUGUACAUUAGGUUCUCCAUUUUCUCACGAAAUUGUACAACAACCUUUAAAUUUAUCUCAAAGGCAAAACAGGGAAAAUAUUGGUAACCUUCAUCAAUUACCAAGAGGAAGAACAGCUUUUCGGCAGAGUAUGCAAAAUUUAAAUAUUCUUGAUCGAAAUCAAUCCUUAAGCCAACAAAGAAGAUCUAGAUCCCGAUCAAGAUCCCGCAAUCGUGGUAUACUCAAUUUGGAAUCAUCUCUAAAUCUUGAUGAUAGAAGUUUUAGUGAAGUUAUGUACAGUCUAUCAGGAAAUCUUGGUGUAACUGGAAGAAGCCUCAAUGAUCGAUUCAGCUUUUAAGGAAUAACUUUUAAAAGAACAUUAUAUUUUGAAUUAAUAUUUUUAGACACUGUUAAAGUUACGAAAAUAUUUUUAAACACAUGAAUUAAUUUUCAAUAAUUUGUCUUUGUAGUAUUUAAAUCUAAAUAUAUAUAUAAUGGCA